This is a messenger RNA of Daucus carota subsp. sativus, 1276 nucleotides long. RefSeq lists its product as uncharacterized. Lineage: Eukaryota; Viridiplantae; Streptophyta; Magnoliopsida; Apiales; Apiaceae. The record is from RefSeq and is a predicted model, not a curated record. The transcript is spliced from 5 exons. The coding region runs from base 156 to 1001 and encodes 281 amino acids.
UGCUCUUAAGGUCUUAAAGAAGCCUGAAAUAGUUUUGGUUAGGGCUCAAGUUUCUAGGCCCUAAUUACAACCGCCGGCAGGAUUUAUAAAAGCCCUAAUUUUAUCCGAAAAUUUGAAAAGUUAAAACCCUAAUCGACACGGCUUUGAAAGAAAGAAUGGUGAUGGGUGGAACAAAAGAAGAAUUUGUGAAGGAAGAAGAAGAAGUUUCAGAUAGCGAAGGACCGUUCCCAGAACCAUUCCCUGUCAGAAUGAUUCCCGUUAACUACCAUUGCUGUUCAGACUCCUCAGACGACUCCUCGGACUCCUCAGACUCAGACUCCUUAGACUCGGACUCCUUAGACUCGGAGUCUGAAGUAUCCAAUGCUUCCCUUGGCGAAGACAGGAACAGAACUCGUAAUGAAGCUCAAAUUAAUGCCGCUGGUCAGGAACCUAAUAUUAUAGAAGAAGAAGUUUUCUCAGAACCAUACCCAGUCAGAAUGAUUCCCGUUAACUACCAUUACUCCUCAGACUCCUCCGACGACUCCUCAGAUGACUCAGACUCUGACUCUGAAGAAUCCAAUGCUUCCCCUGGAGAAGACAGGAACACAACUCGUGGUGAAGCUGAAAUUAAUGCUCGUCAGGAGCCGAAAAUUGUAUGGGUAGAAGAAGAAGUUUCAGAUAGCGCAGGACCAUUCCCAGAACCAUUCCCAGUCAGAAUGAUUCCCGUUAACUACCAUUACUCCUCAGACUCCACAGUCUUCUCAGACUUCUCAGACUCCUCAGAAUCUGACUCUGAAGAAUCCAAUGCUUCCCCUGGAGAAGACGGGAAAAGAACUCGUGGUGAAGCUGAAGACUCCUCUGACUUCUCCGAAUCCAAAAAGGUCCCAGAAACUCAAGCUAACAAACUCGUGUUGGCCAACGACCUCACGUCGGCUUCAUCUAUUUUGGUUAAACAUAAAACUAAACGCCCGACAGAGGCUGGUGAUAAGGAUUCUAAGCGAGCAAAGACUACUCAAGAAUGAAAGACUACGGCAUUCCUUUUAUGUUAAGUUCCAAGAAGACUAAUGUGCCUGUGCUGUUAUAUAUUUUGAUGUUAAUUUACAACUCGGAAAGUUAUAGAAAUUGAACUCCUCGUUUCCUUUUGUCUCUAAACUCUUAGGUGGCAUAAUUUCUCUUAAUUUUUAUUUUUUUGGCAAGUUGAUUUCUUCUAUUUUGAUCUGGCAUAUUUCGCCGGUGAUUCUUUGAACUGGUUCUUAUUUUGGUCAAGUAAAUUAAAGCCUUUAAAUGUUUGUCUUAA